Triplophysa dalaica is the source of this 1346-nucleotide messenger RNA. RefSeq lists its product as uncharacterized. The transcript is spliced from 3 exons. Bases 223 to 1038 code for a protein of 271 amino acids. The record is from RefSeq and is a predicted model, not a curated record. Lineage: Eukaryota; Metazoa; Chordata; Actinopteri; Cypriniformes; Nemacheilidae.
GAAAUGGAUCAGAUAAAAUAAUCCAGCACAAAAACUCAUCUAGUAUUCCGAUCAAAGACUUUAACCCUUGAUGUGAAGGGGCUGAAGUCCGACGCUGAUAGUGCCCCACUGGAUUCUGGGAUAUGAGCUGGUAGUUCUCUUUUAGAGCCAGACAUUCGGAUUUUGUUUCGAUGUGAACGUCAUUUUUAUUUUUAUCCUGUGCGACAGAGAUCCUAAACCAUCAUGCUGGUGUUGUGGGUUUGUCUGGUUCUGUUGGAACAUGUUCGAACCGAACCAUCUGUGGAAAACAUCCACAUGCUCGAUCCGGAGGAACACAAAUUCAUACUGAAUCUUGGACAUAAAGAGAUUCCCACAGAUUGCUACGAGCUGUGGCAGGAGUCCGGCGGGCACGCGCGGGAUGGUUUGUAUCUUAUCAAACCCGCAGACGCGCCCAUCGCCGUCUACUGCGCCAUGCACGAGGGAGGCUGGACGGUCGUGCAGCACAUCACGGUCAACAGCAGCGUGGACUUCGACCGCACCUGGGACGAAUACAAGCGUGGCUUCGGAUUCCUCACGGGCAACCACUGGCUGGGUAACGGCUACCUGCACCAGCUCACCGGCGGCCCGGCGAGAUACAAACUCGGCAUCAAGCUGGUCGAUAAAGACGGCAUCACCAAGACGGGCGAGUACGACCCGGUGCUGGUGGAGAACGAGGAUGCUCAGUAUCGUCUGCGUCUGGGUCUCUUUCGAGGCACGGCGGUGGAUGCUCUCACUGUGGAUACGGAGAACUAUCUCCAUGACAACCAGAGGUUCACCACCAAAGACAGAGAUAACGACAACUACUUCCAGAACUGUGCCAAGCUGGAGUUCCAGGGCGUUCCGGGCGGCGGGUGGUGGUACGACGCAUGCGCCGGUGCCAAUCUGAAUCGCAGGAACGUCAUCUACUGGCAGAAGGACUGUAAUAAAGAACAUCUGUGUAAAUACGCCUGGAUGAUGGUGAAACCCUCGGAUCAUGUGAAGCUGGUUUAUGGCGGAGACUGCAAGAAAGAUGAAUUGUGAUCUCAAUAGCUUAAAUGGUUAGUUCCCAACCGCCCCCCAAAAAAAACAUUUUUUUUUACUCUGAAAGAUAUUUUGGGAAAUGUCUCAAUGGUUUUGUGUUCAUAUAAUGGAAGUCAAUGGGGUCCGAUGUUGUUUGGUUAUCACAUUCUUCAAACUAUCUUCUUUUGUCUUCUGAAGAAGAAAGAAAUAACAUGAGGGUGAAUAAUUGUUGAAAGAACAUACAUUUUUUGUGAACUGUCCCUUUAAUUUCAAAACGUUCGUGAAAUGUUAACAUAGGGAUGAAUUAAACACAUUAUUAUGAUCAAUUA